AUGAAAGCCAAAGUUCAAAUGAGUGAAGAAGUAGUGAGUGGUCCGGUGUCGGGUCCCCCUGUGUGGCUGGUCGCUGGUCCACCCCUGUGCUCGGCGACGUGGUCGAGUUCGGAGCGCGCUCUGCCGGCGGACGUGGCCGACGCCGUGCGAGACGCGCCACUCUACCCCGUGCUCCAGCACGACGCAAGCGACGCGACCGACGCGACUGACGCGACCGACGCGACCGGCUCGACCGACGCGACCGGUGCGACGGACGCGAGCGCCACCGACGCACUCACGCACGAUGUCAGGACCAAGCGCAGCAGCGGACAGGACUGGGAGCGAGCGUCUAAAGUUACGACGCGGCGCGUGAAGACGGGCGACACGAUCCUGAACAUCCGCGGCGCCGUGCGGGACGCCAUCGGCGACGCGGGCGCCGCGCCCGGCCCGCGCGCCUCCUCGCGCCUCGACACCUUCGUCAUCCGGCCCGCGCACGCGCCGCAAGCGCGCAAGCCGCAGCACGACCAGCCCGCGCCGCAGCCACAAACUAAUCAGGUGGUGAAGUCAGAACGUGAACUCCUGGUGGAGGCUCACGCGCGCGCGCGCAUCGAGUGUGACGUGAGCAACAGCAGCGACGUGCGCUGGUACAAGGACGGGGAGCUGGUGUCGGGUGGGGCGGGAGGGGAGGGGGUGUGGCGCGACCACGCCGCGCUGGUGGUGGGGCGCGCCACCAGGGGGGACGCGGCGCUCUGGCGCUGCACAUACACCGACCGCAGCGGGAAGACCGUGUCGGGGAAGCCCACCAAGCUGCUAAUAUACGAGCCGGUGCGCUCUGUGUACCUGGCGGUGGACGGGCGGCGGCUCGACGCCGGCAACACGUGGGUGCCCGUCAGAGACAAGACUGAGCUCGAAGUGCGCUGCGUCGCUGAAGGCGGCGUGCCCCCGCCCGAGCUGUCGUGGCGGCUGCUGGCGCUGGAGCCGGCGCUGGACCACCGCCCCUACCUCCGCGUGCAUCACACCAACUACUCCAUCGAGGGCGUGUCGGUGUCGCAGGCGGUGGUGACGGCGGCGCGCGAGCUGCACAACGCCACGCUGCAGUGCGAGGCGCGCCAGCGCACCGCCCCGCCCGCCCCGUCAGCCCCGCCCGCCGCCCCACCCGCCCCGCCAGCCGCCCCGUCCGCCCCGCCAGCCGCGCUCAUGGCGGCCAAGCUCGAGAUACACGUCACAUAUCCGCCGUCGUUCGUGAUCUCGCGCUGGCCGGGGUUCGGCGUGUCGCUGUCAGCGGGCGGCGCGGCGGCGCUGCGCUGCGACGUGGACGCCAACCCGCCCGCGCGCGCCUGGUGGCUGCGAGACGACGCCAACCCCACCAGCUCGCCGCCGCCGCUGGAGUCGGGCGACGAGUCGGCGCGCGGCUCGGCCACGCUGCGCUGGGCGGCGCUGCGCGGGGCUCACGCCGGCUGGUACCGCUGCCGCGCCUCCUGGCUCGACGCCGAGUACUCCUCCAUCGGGUACUACCUCAACGUCAUGGCUCCCGAGGAGCACACGGAGGCGGCGACGGAGAGCGAGCCGGAGCCCGAGGAGCCAGAUCAUCAGAAAGUGGAGGUGCCGCUCGGGGGGAACGUGCAGCUGCACUGCCCUAAAGGCAGCGUGGGUUGCUGGUGGCGGCGCGUGGUCGGCAACUCCAGCGAGAGCUGGGCGCCCGCCGGCUCGCACCACGCGCAUGGAGUGCUGGGUAUAAAGGAGGCGCUGUACCAGGAGGGCGGCGAGUACCGCUGCGUGGGAGCGCGUGCACCCGACCUCACGCGCCUGCGCGAGCUCAAGCGAGUCACGCUCAAAGUUACCGGCGGCGCGACGGCGACGGCGCUGAGCGCAGAGCCGGCGGCGGGCGGGUGGCGGCUGGAGUGCGGCGCGUGCGGGCGCGGCGUGCGCGUGCUGUGGGUGCGCGCCGGGGCCCCGCUGCCGGGGGCCCUGCUGCCCGGGGCCCUGGCGCCCGACCUGGCGCAGCACUGCUGGCGCGCGGUGCUGCACGUGGCGGAGCCGGACGAGGUGUGGUGCGUGGCGGCGGCGGGCCGCGCGGGCGCCGUGGCCGUGUUCCCGCGCCGCGCGCCGCCCGCCUCCCCCGCGCCCGCGCGACACACCGUGCGCGCGCUGCACAACACUGCCGCACCGAACACCGCAGUACCCGCGCUGCUGCUGCUGCUGAGCGCGCUCACUCUGCACUGAUGACGUCACCAGGAAAUGGCGAAGCGCUUCCGAACGCCACCUUAAUGAUGCCGACUGUGGUAAGGCAGCAGGGAUCCUGCCACUAGUUCAGGAUCAGUCAUACAGAAGAUAGAUGAGCCUCGAGGAUCGCGAGGCGCUUCGCAAGUCAUAGCUGCGGCGCGGUUAUGAUAUGAGAUAUCUGUCGGUUUGAAUGACCAUCCUUUCAAAGUGUCGUAGUCAAACUGCUGGACAGUCGUCGUGCGGAGUCCGAAAUGCAUUGAAAAUUAGAAGAAGCCAGAUAAGUGUAGUGAUAAACAUAAACAGUGAAACGUCCAAGUUCAAAUGUGUGUGAAGUGAGGCGCGUGUUGUGACGUCACUGCGGUGUGACGUCACGGCGCUUGUUGUAAAGUUUACGCUCGUUGUCCACAAACUGUAGCAUUCGUCGAAUGUGUUGUUACUCGUCCAAGACGAGCUGACUAGUCUCUCUCCUCCUUAGUCUUCGUAGCUCCUACUGUAUCACGUGACUAUUGUUUACUCUAGCGUGUCUGUACUCGUGUGUAUCCCGCACGCACACACACACAACACACGCCGCGUCGUGACAUGCGCUGUGUGCGAGUGUGUGCGCUCGGCCUAAUCCUUGUAUCCCUUGCGUUAUCUCUUCUCUCCACUUCCUGUAUCCUCUUGUUUUCUAACGUAAUUUAUAAACAGGAAUCAAAUGUGCCAAAUUGUUGAUAUUUUAAUAUUUAAAAUAGAUUUUUCUUAUAUUGAUUAUUAUAAAUAUAUGGUCGAUUAUUACGUUACGUUCGUAUUAAAUGGAAUGUGAAUUAGUGCAAUGUGAACACCAAAUGAAUUAUAAUGUAAUGUAAGUGAGAGUUAGGCUCGUGCUGGUGGAAGCAAUAGCGGCGCCGCGUCAGAGCUCUGCCCCACGUGGAUAGCAAUAAUAUAUCGCGUCUGACGCGUCGCGCCGCAAAGCUAUAACUAUAAUAUAUUUUAUAUAGAUGUCAAAUUCUUAAAGUAUAAAAAUACUAUGUAUCAUAGCUUAAACUGAAGUAUGUAAAUUUCGAUGUCAAUUUUAGUCGUCCGUUUAGAUCGGGCGUUUUUUGUAUGGACAAGAUACUAAUAAUAUUUGCUACCACAAUUUUUGCAACAAUCUCGUAGACUAAGGUUUGUCCAACGUUGGCGUUGGUGUUGAUGUUGGUUGGUUAGUUUGUGUUUCGUUUUGUUCUUCUGAUGCUCGGCGCUGUCUGUGUGUAGCCAAUGUUUGUGACUCGGGAGAUACUUUGUGUCAUGUCUAUAGGAUUGGGUAACCGAUUAUUGAACAAAUAGAGUGCUCGCGCGCAUCUAUCAGAUGAAUGAUAAAUGUUGAGAAUAUUUUAACUGAAUAAUUUUCUAGCGUACCGAAUUCAAUCUCCAUGUUUAUGUUUAGCAACAUGUCUAAUGUAGCAAGGCAUCUCCCGGGCACACUCUGAGUAUUUCGUUGAGUAGUCGUUGUUAAGAUUGUGAUAAGAGGCGCGGGCGCGUCGCGGUCACUCCGUGUGUCGCACUUAGUUCGUUAGCUCUAGCGAGAUGUAUUUUUGUAUGUCUGAGCGUUUAUCGUCAAUUGGACAAUGAGUUCGGAAAUAAUGUAAUUCUAAUUAAUAUAAAGGCUCUGUGCACAUCCAGCGGGUAGUCAAUAUAUUUACUGUUGAACCGUUUUGACUAGACUCGAUUAUUUAACAUGCAUUAACUAGUUUAAUCAUAAAUUAAACUGCUAAUUUAAUUGUGUCCGUAGUUCCACGAGUUUCAUUAUGAAAUAUAGUGUUUGUUAUUUACUGUUAAACGUGAGAGAAUGUUAGUAGCUGGAUUAUCCGCUGGCUGUGCGCGGCGCCUGAAACAAAAAGUCGUUGUUUCGUUCGUACCUGGAUGAUGAUAUAAUGAUCCGUCCAUACGGAAUUCGAUGUAGUUAGUUAAGGAGCUACUUAGAACCUUGUGUCCCGCUCCCGCCGUGUCGUGUCUAGCUCGCUCUCUCUCGCGCGCACUGGGGAUGCACGAAGCUAACUGUCUUCUAUACACGUAACGUUUUGUAACAGAGUUGAAGUGAACACUCCAUGUAUAUCAUACUCCAUGGUCUCCCUAGCCUCGUGCGUCCUCAGUCGCGGUCACGCUGUGACCUGUAGUCGUCUCUCUCUCACUCGGACAUUCUGUCUGUCAUCCUUCGCUCUUCCUCUCUCUGUCCCCCGUGGUAGUCCACUCUGUCGUCUUUGGUUUCUCGAGGCCGUUGUUCCCGGCAGCCACGCGGCUCACUCUCCUGCCGCCCCUCGUGCCGGGCGUGCAGGCGAGUGAGUCAGCGUGGCGGUGGUGCGGCCUCUCAGCCGGUAGUUCGCUCCGCGGCCCCCGCACCUCGCGUCUCCCGGCCGCGCCGUCCUCCGCGUGUCUCUCUACAGCAUCCAGUCCGUCGCGUCCAGCGUCGCCGGACACCCGACGGACGGCUGACGGACGUCCAUCCGGCGCGGCCGCGGUCCUCCUCAGUUCGUACUUAGCGUCCACUCGAUACGACGUGUCGCAUCUCGGUGCCAACAUAAUUUAAUAGAUCAUAAUAUAUAUUUACA
This is a messenger RNA of Helicoverpa zea (corn earworm), 4769 nucleotides long. RefSeq lists its product as uncharacterized. NCBI's taxonomy places the organism in Eukaryota, Metazoa, Arthropoda, Insecta, Lepidoptera, Noctuidae. Gene Ontology annotation, cellular component: cell-cell junction. The transcript has 14 exons. The record is from RefSeq and is a predicted model, not a curated record. Gene Ontology annotation, molecular function: cell adhesion molecule binding. Gene Ontology annotation, biological process: cell-cell adhesion. The coding region runs from base 1 to 2202 and encodes 733 amino acids.